This is a messenger RNA of Zerene cesonia (dogface butterfly), 2752 nucleotides long. It is a transcript of the gene Vps51, whose product is annotated as vacuolar protein sorting-associated protein 51 homolog. Gene Ontology annotation, cellular component: EARP complex; membrane; GARP complex. NCBI's taxonomy places the organism in Eukaryota, Metazoa, Arthropoda, Insecta, Lepidoptera, Pieridae. Bases 432 to 2531 code for a protein of 699 amino acids. The transcript has a single exon. The record is from RefSeq and is a predicted model, not a curated record. Gene Ontology annotation, biological process: Golgi vesicle transport; Golgi organization; retrograde transport, endosome to Golgi.
ACUCAAUCAAAGAGCAUUCAAUUAUGAUCUGUCAAUUGUGAAAUGUCAUUGAAUGAUUAGAAAUACUUAUCAAUUUAUAAUUAUUAUCACGAUUCACAGAUUAAGAACAACGAAGUUACUACGUAAAUUUAUAUCUAAGUCGUAAGGUACAGUUAACCCCGAGCAUCGGAUGUGUCUUGAAUGAAUUUUUUCAACUAAAAAAUCUUUUUCUCGCUGCUUGGGGCACUCGAUUCAGAGAAUUCAUUGUCUUUGAGAACAAUAAUUAUUGGAUGAUGGUUUUGCGUUAACAGACAACAAUUGUUAUGUUGGAAUAUAAUAAUAAUAUAAAUAAAAAUAAAUAAAUAUAAAUAAAGAAAUAAGAAUCUAUUGUGCAUUCAAUAAGAAUUGAUGAAUUUGUAAUCACUCUUUUCAACAACAUAGUUCAAACAAUCAUGGCAGAAUCAACUAAAGAAAAUGGAAAACAAUUAGAUAUAAAUGAUAGCAAUUUUAAUUCGGAAAUGUAUUUAGAGUGCUUAAUGAAAUGUGCCACUCUGCGGCAAAUUAUGGAUAAAGAAGCGGAGAUAAUAAAUCAGAGCCAGUUUUUGCAGUCUGAAAUGCAGACAUUAGUUUAUGAGAACUACAACAAAUUUAUAUCAGCCACAGAAACUGUGCGUAAGAUGCGCACAGAUUUUCAAAUCAUGCAAGAAGAAAUGAAUAAAUUAAGUGAAAACAUAAACAAGAUAACAAGUUUUAGUGCUAAAAUUUCAGAAUCCCUUAGCGACAGUGGAAAUAAUGUGAAUAGGCUAUGUAAUACACGGCAACUGUUAGAUAAAUUACAGUUCUUGUUUUUGCUGCCAACACAGUUACAUAAAGCAAUACAGGAGGGUAGAUUUGCAGAUGCCGUCCAUGAUUAUACACAUGCACAGAAAGUGUUACAGAAGUAUGGUGAUCAACCAUCCUUUCAAAGUAUUCAAACAGAAUGUUCAGAUAUUAUUUAUGACUUAAAGAAAAGCUUGAGGGAGAGAUUGCUUACUCCUGAUACAUCUGCCUCUGAAUUGGCAGAAAGUGUUGGCCUUUUACGGCAGCUUCAAGAAUCAGAUUCCUCUUUGAAAGAUAUUUUCUUGAAUUGUGCUGAAAGUAGAUUGGAACAACAUUUAAAAGUACUUGCUUCCAUGGUUGAAAUAACAGAUAUCUUAGAAUGGGUUGAAAAGUGUAAUAACACAUUGCUAGCUGAUCUGGGUAUAGUGAUAUCUUGUUAUCAUGAAAUGUUUGAAACUGAUAAUGAUUGCUUGCCAGAAUUUGCUGACAAAGUAAUGACCCAAGUAUUUUGCCUCUUUGAAGAUGUUAUAAGGAGACCAGAGAAUAUUGGAACUGAAAUUCUAAUAAGAGGGCUUGAUAAGUUCUUUAGAAAAUUGCAAGCAAUGUCUGAAAUAAUAUCAAGUGAUGGGGUAUCUAAUAAAGCAUUAGAAGUUGUUGUGCAAUGUAUAAACCAUAAAGCCACAAUGCAAUAUCAAACAAUUCAUAUACAAUUUAAAGAAAAUUUAAUGAGAGUACGGCAAUCUUUAGCAAGCAAAGGUACAGAAAACGUUGAUCUCAAAGAUAUACUUAAUUCCUUACAGGUAUAUCUUUUGCAGAAAGUGCAGGCAUCACUCUUAGAUUUGAUGGCAUUUUUACAGAACAAUUUAUCUUUUGGCUUGAAACCAUGGUGUGCUAAGGCAGUUGCAGAUAACUGUUGGAAUGUUAUAUCAGAAACCCUCAUAAAUCUUUCAGAUAUGGUAAAGAAAAUGUCUUGCUUGCAGUCAUCAAACAACAUACCUUUUGAACUUUUCCUAAUUCUAGCCAAAUUAUGUUUGGAAAUGCAAGAAAGUGGUGUAACAAUUUUACAAAACCAUUUAGUUAAAUUAUUAGAAGAAGCUGCACCAGGUUUAAGUGUAGACAAAAAGGAGACAAAUAAUGUCAUGGUUAAUUUGUCCACUGCAGCUCAAUCUGCUUUAGACUCUGAAGUAGUAUACAUUGGUCAGACUGCAGCGCAAAUGUUACGAGUGUCCGUCUUGGCUCGGGAUUGGUUAAGAGCACCAGAACCACGUGGGCCCAGAGCAGUAUGCCGGCGAGUUGUUGAAACUCUAGCUAGUGCGGACAGUGCCGCAUCUCAAUUAUUCCCUUCUAGCAUUAAACCAUCAAGCGAUUCCAGCCGGCGUACUAUAUGGUCGCGUGCACCCUCUUCAUUCUCUCCAAUUAACCGGUUAUUUUCUGAAAGAAUCGAAGUUUUCAGUCCAGCUGGUGCGGACAGAGCCGCUCUAUCCAAUGGUGCAUUGAAAGUAGCUCUCAAGGCAUUAGUGGAAUGCGUACGAUUACGCACAUUUAGUAGACAUGGAUUGCAACAACUGCAAGUGGAUGUUCAUUUCCUACAACAAAGAUUAUCCUGUAUGGGUAAUGAUGAAAGGUUACUGAAUGCUCUGUUGGAAGAUGCGUUGUCGUCCGCUCAGCUGCGAUGCGUAGAUCCACAAUUAAUGGAACCUAGCAUUGUAGAUAUUAUUUGCGAGCGCGGAUAGGUUUUAUGUAGAUUACAGAAUACAUACUUCCAUAAUGGAUGAAUGAUUUAUAUUGAUACAGAAACUGGUGCCAGUAUCGCUGGAUUCCGGCGCUGGAUCAGUGAUUCACUUUUUCAAUUCACACGAUUCUGGCACCCAGUAUCCAGCACUGAAUCGCAAUUGAUCGGCAACCUAUUUUGCGACUCUUAUAAAUUGUCGGUUCUGAUUCUGUGACGUGCAUA